Cylicostephanus goldi is the source of this 284-nucleotide messenger RNA. Lineage: Eukaryota; Metazoa; Nematoda; Chromadorea; Rhabditida; Strongylidae. The record is from the annotation of a GenBank genome assembly.
AUGCAGAAUUUGAAAGAAGAUCGGGAUAUGAGGAAUCGAGUCGAUCAGGCGCAUAGUCAAGAAAGCAAAGAAGCGGAAAAAUCAGCGGUAAAGGACACAAAAGCGAUUAUGGAGGAACUGCGCGAGUCCAACGUACCAGCUGAAGUGAUCCUAGACAGGGAACGAAAGCGACAAAUUGAGCAAGAACUCGAGGAAAAAGAAGAAGCAGCAAGAAGGAAGAAACGCAAUAAAGGUUUGAGCUUGCUUGCUGGUUACUAUUUACCAUUUUGCACUUGCCAGUAAUA